GAGCUUUCUGCCCUCUGCCUGCAGCUGCCCCAGCUCCUUUCAGUUUCAUUUUCCUCCUUGCUGGCUACUUGUGCAGCCCCACCCGCAGCACCCCGCAUAGGGCAGGGGCUUGGGGGGUCCCUCUGCACCAGCAUCCCCCCAAAAAAGCUGUGUCUGCCCGGGCUGGAGUACAGAACCCCUUGUCCAAGCAGCCCAGGCUGGUACCUGCUCCGAUGUCCCGGGAAGGGCAGUGCCCGCGUCACCCCAGCACCCCCCUGAUCCCCCGGGCCCGGGGAGGACGGGCACGAUGUACCGUGUACCUCCUGCUGUCGCUGUGUGUCACAGCCCUGUGCCUCGCCGGGCUGUCCCCGCUGCCCACUGCCCGCACCCUCCUCUCCCACUUUGUCACCCUGCACGUCGGGGUGCUGCUCAAGGCCAUCUGUCACCUGGCUGAGGAGAUCUUCCACAUCCACUCCAGGUACCACGGCAGCUUCCAGAGGGUCCUGAGUGCCUGCUUCCCCCUGCCCUGGCACGGCCUCGUGCUGCUCAGCUGUGGCUCAGCCUACGUGGCUCUGCUGGAUGGGGAUGGACAACCCCUCAGCCUCCACCUGGGCCUGGCCAGCCUCUGCCACCUCCUCAGCCUCGCCCUGGGGCUCGACAAGCCCUCAGCUGUGGAGGUGUCUGAGCUGGCUGAGAGGUCCCAGCAGAACGUUGCUCAUGGUCUGGCCUGGUCCUAUUAUGUUGGGUACCUAAAAAUAGUCCUGCCACGAGUGAAAAAGUCUCUGGAGGAAUUCAGCAGAGCCAACCCCAACGUGCUGACCUACAAGGAGACCUGGAAGCUUCACAUCUUGGUCCCUCUGAGCUGUGAGGUCUAUGAUGACCUGGAGAAAGCUGACAGCAAUAUCCAGUACCUGACAGACCUCCCCGAAAUCACCCUGACCAGAGCUGGAAUCAAAAAAAGGGUCUACAGGCACAGUCUGUACACCAUCAGGGAUGAAGACAAGGUCUGGCUCUGUGCUGUGGAGUUUGCCACCUCCCUGCAGUCCCUCUAUGCCAUGUCCCAGGAGGAGGGUGCUGCCUUCAGCCGGGAGCAGCGCCUGGAGCAGACCAAGCUCUUCUACAGGAGCCUGGAGGAGAUCCUGAGGGGUUCCAAGGAAUGUGCGGGCACCUACAGGCUGAUUGCCUACGAGGAGUCAGGCGAAGCCGAGAGCCACUUCUUGUCCCGGGAAAUCCUCUGGCACCUCCGGCAGGAGCGGGAUGAGGAGUACGAUGUGUCCGAGGGGAGGGAGCAGCACAGCCCAUCCACCACCUUCAGCUCGGCAGAGCUCAACCUCCAGCUCAGUGUCUCGGACAGACCCCAACCCCUGCGAAGCGACCACUUCUAAAGCCCCGAGCCCGCCCCUCACCGCAGCCUCGGGGCUCCACCCCCCCUUUCCCAAACCCUCUCUUCCCAGCAGGAAUUGCCCACCAAAAACCUCUGGCAUCAAGCUGGAGUCCUGGGAAAGGCUUCCCGGUUCCUGUGGUGUGUAGAUCUGAUAUAAACCCACAUUUGU
Molecule: messenger RNA, 1532 nt
Organism: Calypte anna (Anna's hummingbird)
Lineage: Eukaryota; Metazoa; Chordata; Aves; Apodiformes; Trochilidae
Gene: STING1
Product: transmembrane protein 173
Exons: 7
Coding region: 213-1364 (383 amino acids)
Biological process (GO): defense response to virus; positive regulation of macroautophagy; autophagosome assembly
Cellular component (GO): endoplasmic reticulum membrane; autophagosome
Molecular function (GO): cyclic-di-GMP binding; 2',3'-cyclic GMP-AMP binding
Source: RefSeq, a predicted model, not a curated record